Molecule: messenger RNA, 606 nt
Organism: Acaulospora morrowiae
Lineage: Eukaryota; Fungi; Glomeromycota; Glomeromycetes; Diversisporales; Acaulosporaceae
Source: the annotation of a GenBank genome assembly
AUGGUUUUACCAACCGCAUGGAGUCUCGAUGAUAAAUCUACUUUUUUGAGCGUAGAUUCAGGCGGACUUGGAGUGAUUCAUAAAGGUCCGAGUGAUUACGCUGCAAUACUGGCAAAUCACCCAAUUCCACCGCAAUGCGAACUGUUUUAUUUUGAAGUUGACAUUAUAGAAGGAAGAAAUAGGGAAAACAAAAGAUUUAUUGGAAUUGGAUUUUGCGAAAAGACUGUUGAUUUAAACGGAGUACCAGGAUUGUUUAAUAAAUCCUGGGGUUAUCAUGGUGAUGAUGGAAAAUUCUUUCGCGAAUCGCCGAAUAAUGGCCAUCCUUACGGACCGUUGUUUUCUACUGCUCAUCCAGACACACUCCUUGGCACAAUGUUUCAAGAGCGGAAUAGACAUUUACUCGAUCUCACCGACCAAAACGAAUACUUUUUCGACAGAGAUGGUAUCAUAUUUCGAUACAUCAUGCAAUUUUAUCGUACUGGCGAAAUAUUUUGGCCUGAGGAAACCAAUUUCAUUAUUUCCCCAACACAAAACCUCCACAUCACCCGUCGAGAGCUCGAACUUGAGCUUGACUAUUUUCAAAUUCCGGUUCCUAAAAAGGAUUAA